Molecule: messenger RNA, 6118 nt
Organism: [Torrubiella] hemipterigena
Lineage: Eukaryota; Fungi; Ascomycota; Sordariomycetes; Hypocreales; Clavicipitaceae
Source: the annotation of a GenBank genome assembly
CCCAUCCUGGUCGCCUCUCUGGAGACAAUAACAAAGCCUCAACCUGCGCUGUCCCUCCCGCUGACUGGGGACUGAGAGACAAGCGACCCCCGUUGUCUGUCUGCCCGCUGUGUGUGCCUGUACUGUGCGUGUGUGCUGCGUCUUUCCAGCUGGGCCCUCUCUUCCCACCCAGUUUUUGGCCUUCAUUUUUCUUUUAUCACGAGGAUUUCCCCAACUGCGACCGCCGUUUGGCCCUCCCGCAUUCCAGUCCUGCUUUUUUUAUUCCUUUGUUCUUUGUGGCAUGCGAGUAGAGUGCAUGUGAGACCCAAGUUCUAUUUUCUGCGCCAGCGUCCAUCUUUGAAGAGAAAGAAAAAGGGCUCCCCGUCAUCCGUCUAGAUUGGCUCUUUUUGCGUUUCCUCGUUUUUAUUUGGCGCAUCGACUUGUACUCUCUUCUCCAGUUUUGGCCUAAUUUUGUUGGUUUGCGCACUCCGCACACGCCUGCAGCGGUUGCCCGAGCAGCACCUUAGCCUCGGCGGCCUGAUUGGGACCAACCUUAAGUUGCUUCUUUCGAGCGUCAUCGUCUCUCGUUUUUGGACUACGCCAGUUUUGGAUGUCUUGAUACGCCAAUAACAACGCCUCGACUUUCAAUACACUCCUCUUCCUGCUGCGGAAUUCGCCUCCUGCAAUUCAUCUUUGGACAAGAUCUUUGCUCGUGCGCGACCUUUGCAUAAGGAAUUGGCAUCUCCAUUCGACUGCGGCGAAAUUGCCGCCAUUAGUUACAGGUCAACAUGGUUGACUCCAAGAAGGUUCCUCCUCUUCCCGCCCCUACAGAAACCGACACGGCGACUCCAAGCGAGUUAGCUACCGACAUCUCCAGACCUGGAGACGACAAAUCAACCUACUCAUUACCAGAAGACGGCACUCCCGUCACCAUCAAAACCCGCGGCCACAAAGCCAAUCGCUCCCAAACGUCCCUCCUAAUCGAAUACUUUGAGGGCGGCAAGGUCUCGGCGUCUGGAUCUGGCACAGAAGAACGCAAACCCAGUGUUCGUGUCCGCCUUACCCCGUCGAAAAAGGGCAAAGGUGACCACUUCCAAGUCACGGAGACCAAGGGAUCCCGCAAGGUUUCCAUGACCCGCCGUAUUCCAGUCGACGCCAGCAGCAGCCCCCACGACCUAGACCUCCCAGAAGGCGAGGACGCACAUAGUAUGACUUCCUACGCAUCUGCUACCGAAGAGUCGAAUGUCUCGCGAAAUCCCAUCGACAUUGAGAUUGAACGAGGCAACCGUCGCCGCCGACCAGCCAGCCCACUUAUCCCCUCCGAGGAGCGAAUCGCCUACAUGCCAGGAAAUCCGUCCGAGAUCUCAGCCAUUCCCACCGAUAGCUUCCUAGACGGAACGGGCCCGUCCGGCGACGUCAGAGACUCCACCACCCGCAGUAAAGGCGACGCCCUUGCUGGUGCAGCAAUUGGCGCUGCAGCCGGAGCGGUAGCCCAUGAAGCGCUGCGAAGCAGCAAGACACGAAGCAACGAGCGGGCCAGAGUUUCUGAUAAAUCGAAAAAAGAGUCCUCCGAUAAGAAGAAGCGAUCGUCAAAGAGCAGAACAAGCAGCGGAGAAUAUGCAUCGGAAGACGUUCGAUCUCCCCGUCGUCGCUCCAGCCGCAGUCACCAGGAGUCGAAUGUCUCGGGUGUGCCAGACUCCAGUUUUGUAUCGACAAAUCCGUCAGCAACAAGCCAGCGAUCCCUCGAUGUUCGAUCUGUUCGUUCAAGCGCUUCAAAGGCGUCGUCCAUCAAUAAUCCUAAGCUCUUGGAAACCGUGGAAGACGCCAUUCGCCGACUGAUUUUGCCAGAGCUUAGUGCGCUCAAGCGUGAGCAAAGCAAACGAGAGGGCCGUCGCUCGUCAAUCACAUCGACCGGAACGGGGGAAUCUCGUGAAGAGGGCUAUUCUGAGCGUCGUCGCUCAUCUAGCCACAGAGCUGAUGGUUCCAAAGAUAGCCCCCGCCGAGAGCGCCGGAAUAGAGAGGCCCGACACGAAUAUGAUGAUGACUCCCUGAGAAGUAUUAGUCGGGAUUCGCUUGGUGAUGAUUACACUACGGCGUCGCCUCGCCGAAGCGAGGGUCUCCUCAAAGCCGCCGCUGCAGGUGCAGUUGGUCUUGCGGCUGCAAGAGGUAUUAGUUCGGCCAUGGAUAGCCAGGAUACAUCCGAUAGAAAACAUAGGGAGCGACGACGCCGUCGAGCAGAGUCAUCACGGAGCAGUGGCCUGGGCGAAUAUGGUACGGAAUUUGACGCUGCGGACGAUCCUGCCCCGCCUAUGCCUUUGAUGAGCGAUAUCAACCCGUCAGAAGUUACAAGAACGUCCAUUCUUUCGGCAGAUACCGACAGACCACAUUCAGCUGAAGAAGAGAUUCUCUCGCGGGAUAUGCCAGAAGCCAUUGCUGCGCCGAUUUCACAUCUUACCGCUACGAAGCCACCCAUCGACUUUCUACCUCCCAUGUCUAUCCAGCAUGCUAAUGUUUCUCAAGGCGACUUGACAGCGCUCCCUCGUGGCCAAGACAAGUUUGCUGAAGAAUACGAAACGGACGAGUUUGGCAGAAAGGUGCCCAUGAGCCAAGACAACUAUUAUUCUCAGGAGAAUACGCGCGAGCCAGAGUACAACGACUACCCAGAGGAUUCGUACUACAACAGCUACCAUACUUUCCAGGAUGUCCCACCGCCUCUCAAAUAUGUUCCGUAUCAAGCUGGAGCUCGUGGACUUAGCCCUAUCCCCAGCGUUUCGGGGUACACCGAAGCUGGCAGCGAAGCGCCUCUGCCUCAGCGAGCAAGGAGCAUGCAAUCUACCGGGGAUGUCAUGUCGUCACCUGGAAAGUCACCAAACCCACAACACGAACCUCGUUCGAUGCAGUCAAUCGAUUCUAUCCAGCUCACUCCCGAUAUGCAUAAGCCCUCACAGCAAGGAGAAGAGUACUUCCCCGAGACUGCUGCUGGUCAACAGGUUCGUGGAGGUGCCAACGCAAAUCCCAACAUUAUCCAUCCUCCGUUUGGAGUUGAGUCUGCUGUUGCAUCGCUGGUGGAUGGCUCCAUGCUGGAGCAAUCCGUUGUUACUGGUGCGUCUGGACAUGAGUACCAUGGCGCAGCUCGUGACUCUUUCAUAUCAGCCGAGGACGCUGCCAGGAUGGACAGCCGUGGUGUCAGCCCAGACAAGAUGUCUAUUGACAGCCGUAGAGACUUCCUUGAGGACACUCGCGGGACACCCGAGGCCCGAUCCCUUGCACAGUCUCAUGAAUUCUCUGAAUAUGAGCUGGAUGAGAAUGGCCGAAAAGUUGCCAAAACUCGACAACGGCACUCGCCCACAGCAUCCGAAGCUGCUAUUACCCUUGGAGCUGUUGGAGCCGCCGCGGCUGCUAUUAAGGCUGCGCAGAUGAGACAACAAGCUGUUGCCGAAGGACGAGCUGUCGAGUCAGACUUCCAACCUGUAGGUGUUGCUCGCAAUAGAUCGUUUAAGGAGCGUGCCCGUGAGUGGAAGCCUCGAACAACACCUACACCGAGCAUGGAUGAGAUGGAUUAUGAGGAGCAACCCAAGAUGAGCGCCAGCGCUGUUCCCGAUCUAAAUGACCCUACUCCCAUGUUUGGAUACCGUGAUGACGACGAUCUUGUCACUAACCCCUCCGUUGUGGGAGAGCGUCUCGAUGGCCAUGCAAAGGAGGUCGACUGGGAGGAGCACUCUGGGCGUAUUACUCCAACCCCCAAGGGCUACGCCGAAGAGACAUACGAUAAAUCUGGUCUUGGAAUUACAGCUGCCGCUGGAGCUGCUGCAUUUGGUGCUGCGGCUGGAAUGGCUGCACAUGCUGCGCGCCACGAUAACAUUGAUGAUGCCAACGAUUGGCGCCGCACAUCAGAAGACCGCAAGCGAGACACCAUCAUUACCAACCCAUACGAAGACACAAGCCCUGCGCAGAAUCCGACGCUGGAUGACCAGUUCCUAGAGCGCCAGUUGGAUGAUGCCUAUGGAGCACCUUACACCGGUAGCCCUGGCAUGCCGCAUAAGUAUGAUGAGGGUUACAUCUCUAACGCGGCCAAUGCUACACCAGAACCCAUUGCUCGUGAAAAGGUUGCAGACAUUGGCGAUCUUGAUCACAGUCUUGUGGCGGAGGAUCCAUUCUAUACGUCCAAGGAGAACAACCCCAGACAUCUUAGUGGACUUUCACAAGGUGUUGCUUCCCCCUUCUACGAUGCUGCCAUGGGUGGUGGUAUGGAUCGUAUCGAAAACCAAGACAUUGUCGCUCUUAUGCAACAUUUAAUGGUACGAGACGCUCAACGUAGCGCUCGAGACACCGAGAUUGUUGCCCUUUUGAUGAACGCCGCUCUCGAGAUGAAGAACUCAUUCCGCGAAAUGAAGGAGCUUGUUCAGGACACCAGCGAUGAUGUCAUCUUUGCCAACGUGGAAAACACGGAGAAGAUGGAAAAGGCGAUUCAGGGAGCCAAGCCAUACCCUUCAACCGCAGCCCGAUCCCUGCAAAGCGGUUCCCAGGCUGGUACUGGGGAAGAGGUUGUCAAGAAGAAGAAUCUCUGGAAGAGAGCCCUACAGGGUCUGAGCAACAAGGGCACCAAUGACUUGACGCGCAUUGAGGACAUGCUCGUUCAGCUCCUUGGCGAAGUCAACGACUUGAAGGCUCAGAAUGGCCAAGGUCCGGUGCGCAGUAGUCGUGCACAGUCUGCUGAACCAUUAGCUGGCCAGGACGACCGAGACCAGGACAGCCUGGACUACGAUCUGGAUGAUGCUGGUACAGUUCGGUAUACUGCGCAAUCGGGGCCACCGACAGCCAGAGGAACGGCAACACGCACAUUCUCCGAUCAUCGCAUCAGCACUGUUCCCGAGCAUGAGGAAGAGUACCAGUACGAAGACGGUCAGCGAACACCCAAGCCAACAACUGCUGCCAAGGAACUCUUAUCUCCUACUUAUGCUGAUGAGGUACCGCGGGGUGGCUCGGCACCACUAGACUCAUCAUCUCAUCCAGGAAGCGGCUCGAAUGGAGGAGCUGCCAUCAGCGCCGAUAACACGCCCAAGAGCGAAAAGGGCAAGAAACACAAAUCAAGCAGCUCGUCCGCAUGGUUCCCCAAGAUCUCACGAUGGUCCGAGACAACCGCUUCCAGCGUCGGUAAGGCAUUCCGCGGAAGCGGGACGUCAAAGAAGGGCGGCAAGUACGAAGACUAUCUACCGCCAUCGCGGUCCGGUUCCAGUCUGGCUUCGUAUGAGGAUGGCUACAGACAUGAUCCGUACGGCGAAGAUAAGUUGCACACGGGUUUCUCGAAUCCUAGUUUGAUUCACGAGAAACUCCCGCAAGAUGUCCCCCACCCUACCAUCCCAGCCUUUGCCAUCUCGGAGGACCCCAAGUACAAGGCACACCGUAACUCGGUCAACUUGCAGCAUCCUCAGCCUCGAUCUGGACAGACAGAACGACACCGCACAGCGCUCGAGUACUCUGCUCAAGAGUACGACUCGCCACAAACACCACGCUCAGCGGACUGGGCUGGAUCGGCCACAAGCCUAAGCAGGCUGCCGCCAAACACGAACCGAUACAGCACAACGUCGUCGGCAGCGGCUCGCGAGACGGACUAUGCUUUGGGGUCAACACAAGAUGCGCCACCCAGACCACCCAAGGAACCAAUCGAGAGCCCGCAUACUCAAACACCGCAGAAGUCUGUUCGAAUUUCGCAGCUGCAAAAGGACAGCCCCGCCGCACACAUGAGCUACGAGAGCGGCUACGGCAGCGGAACGGGUACCCAAGUCAGUCACUUUACAGACCGCAGCCCCAAGUUUGAGAACCGCAAUCUCAGCACGGCACGGGGGAUGCCUGCCCGACGUCCUAGUGGGCCGCGCGCCAUGACACCCAAGAGCCCUGAAGAUGAAGCGGCUCGUGAGGAGAGAAGACGCAAACGAGACACUUUUGGAACAGUUGCUAGCCAAGACACUGACACAUUCUAAGUAUGAGCCAGUGUGUUUGUGCAGCGUCUGUUUGUACGGGGGGUGGAGUGAGGUGGCAAAGAAAAAGUGUAGUGGAGGAUGGGAUCUAACGAUUUAACGUAUUUUUAUUGUUUAUUUUCCUGUUUAAUGUGAAUAUACAACUCGAUUAUAUUGUCUUU